GGAUGACCUUGGUGUUGGCAGUUCGCCCAUUUGACGUUUCACCCUCCUAAUUAUAGUGUUAUCACGGGUUAUGUCACGUUUUGUUAUUGUCAAAAUUGGGAUCACAGUUAUUCAAAGGAAUUUGUACUGUUAUCAGAUAAGAUGGCUUUAAAUAUAACAUCGAAACUACUACGUACUAUGAGCCAACCUACAUUGAGGGUAUCACAAACUCCAUCAGCUUUGUAUCACAAGAAUGUUAUUGAUCACUAUGAAAACCCAAGAAAUGUCGGAUCGCUGGACAAAAAUGAUGACAAUGUAGGAACGGGACUUGUAGGUGCACCAGCUUGUGGAGAUGUUAUGAAGCUACAGGUAAAAGUGGAUGAAAAUGGAAAAAUAAUAGAUGCAAGAUUCAAAACCUUUGGAUGUGGCUCUGCAAUUGCCUCUAGUUCCUACACUACAGAAUGGGUCAAAGGAAAAACAGUAGAUGAAGCUUUAAAGCUAAAAAACACAGAAAUUGCAAAAGAAUUGUCACUUCCACCUGUCAAACUACACUGUUCAAUGCUUGCUGAAGAUGCCAUCAAAGCUGCUCUGUCUGAUUACCAGAUCAAGAAAAAUAAGAUAAAGAAAGAGUGAAGUUCCAGCAGAAAUUUGACAAAGAACUGUGAAAUGUAUGUGAUAUUGAACAUCUAAUGUUAAGUAAUGUUAGUCGGCUUAAAUAAAGAUCUUAUCAAUUAUAUUAUAUGUUAUUCGAGCUGUUGCUGUACAAUGGAAUGUAGUUGUCAUCUGAUGGACUCACAGAAAUAAUCUGUGACAUUUACUUGUCAAGAUAAUUUGGCAUACGUAGAAUGGGUGUAGUCGAGAUCACUAUGAAUUAACAGAAUAGUCUGUUGAAAUUAAUUUACCACUUCAUUCACUAUUUUUGCCUGUGUAUUAAGAUGUGCCCAGAUUUUUUUCAAUAAUCCA
Messenger RNA from Acanthoscelides obtectus, 942 nucleotides. The record is from the annotation of a GenBank genome assembly. NCBI's taxonomy places the organism in Eukaryota, Metazoa, Arthropoda, Insecta, Coleoptera, Chrysomelidae.